UUAUGGGACUCGAGCUAGCAGUUAAGUGCCUAUGGUAGAGUUCUUCCUGAUGCCGGGUCCAGCCACCUAUCUGCUAUGACAGUUCGUUGUUAUAGAGUCGGAUAGGAACCAAAGUACAGAGCCCCUGUGCUUCUCAGAACCCUUAUUUCGGUCUGACGCAGCCCCGCCCCCGGAGUUACAGUAACCAGAAUGGAGAAGCGUCCCCUCCGGAACAUAUAAGUCGCUCCCUGUCUUUUCCGUCGGAAAGAAUUUCGGUCGGAACUAGUCUCCACCGGAAGUCCCGCGGGAAUGCGAGAGCAAAGACUCCUUUGUUUUAAGUCCAACAUUUGAACGGCUGGGUCGGGCGGGGAGCCGCUAGCCAGAGGAGAAAAAGAAGCUAUGUUCGUGCUGUCAGUGAGGCGCGCUCUGAAAAAAAGCAAGACGCUGCGGUACGGGGUGCCCAUGAUGGUACUCAUUGUUGGAGGUUCUUUUGGUCUCCGUGAGUUUUCUCAAAUUCGUUAUGAUGCUGUGAAGGUCAAGCUUGAUCCAGAGUUUGAAGAAAAACUGAAAAGGAAUACGGUGUCAUUGGAAUCUGAAUAUGAGCAUCGGUACAUAUGGCUUUCCCUGUCUUUUCAAAUCAUCAAUUUCCUGACUUAUUUCAACACAAUAGUAUUCUACCACAUAGUGAACCACAGCUUACUCAACCAUACCUCAGUUGAAGAGCAUCCCAUUAGUUUGUAUAAGAAAAUAAAAGACUCAGCCUUUGAUGACUGGAAGAACAUCCGCGGACCUCGACCCUGGGAAGAUCCUGACCUUCUCCAAGGACGGAACCCAGAAACUCUUAAGUCUAAGCAAGCCUGAGUGUGCUGAAUCAGAACAUUCUUCUUAAAUCAAAAUGUCAUUUAUUACUUGGCUAUCUUUUUGGUUGCUCCUAUGUCUAAGGAGGGAAAUAUUACAUGUUGGAAUAAGCCAACCCAUGAGUAAUUAUCUAAAAAAAAAUCAAAUAGCAGAGCUCUUUGUAUUUUCCAUCUGACCCAUUUGCAAAUGCAAAUAAUUGCACUGAAUGGAGCACUUUUCAAUAAAAAUAAGUCUAUUUCAUUGAGAA
Monodelphis domestica (gray short-tailed opossum) is the source of this 1084-nucleotide messenger RNA. It is a transcript of the gene COX16, whose product is annotated as cytochrome c oxidase assembly factor COX16. Gene Ontology annotation, cellular component: mitochondrial inner membrane. Lineage: Eukaryota; Metazoa; Chordata; Mammalia; Didelphimorphia; Didelphidae. The record is from RefSeq and is a predicted model, not a curated record. Gene Ontology annotation, biological process: mitochondrial respiratory chain complex IV assembly.